Molecule: messenger RNA, 3609 nt
Organism: Amphibalanus amphitrite
Lineage: Eukaryota; Metazoa; Arthropoda; Thecostraca; Balanomorpha; Balanidae
Product: transcription factor Sox-2-like
Exons: 5
Coding region: 627-1919 (430 amino acids)
Biological process (GO): anatomical structure morphogenesis; cell differentiation; regulation of DNA-templated transcription
Molecular function (GO): DNA-binding transcription factor activity, RNA polymerase II-specific; RNA polymerase II cis-regulatory region sequence-specific DNA binding
Source: RefSeq, a predicted model, not a curated record
CGCUAGGGGGUGCUGGUCCGCGCGGCGGCCCUGCCAGUGAAGUCAGUCGUGGAGAGCAGCUGCGUGGGACCGGUGGGACGCGCUCCUCUCGCCAGGAGCGCCAUUAAUCGCCGCCGGCACAGCGGACCGAGCGACGCCGCCGGGCCCGAGCGACGCCACGCCAGCUGCACCGCAAUCAUUCUGCCGUCCGUCAAAUUGGGACGUGAGAAAAAUCACAGCGCCCGGCCGCAUCUCGCCCGGCGACCUGGGCCGCCGUAAAAACCCGGCCGUCGCCAGCCGGCCGCCGACCAGCCGCAUUCCACGGCUCGCUGGCUCCGCCCACCGCGCUGACGUCACGCUCGCUCCGCCCCUCGGCCGCCAGACGCUUGGCCAUUGGCCGGCCGCCAGCGCUGGUUAUUCCCUCGCAACAUCUGAACGGCACAUUACCACCAAAUAAUAGAGCGUAUUGAAUAGGAGCGGACGUACAAUACGGCGCUCUGGGUGUUAUUGAAUCUGUGUGCAAAACUUACUUAUUGGAGUGCAUAUUAAAUUGUACGUGAAAAGCAAGGAGUGUGUUUGGCAAGCCAGUGCAGUGCAAAGUGGCAAAAGUGGCUUACGAACGAGUAUACCGCGACUAUCUGGAUACCAUGUUAACUAUGGAGGGUGACCUGAAGGGCGGCAUCGGGCACAUGCCGCCCAGCCACCACUCGCUGUCGCACCACGCACAGCACAUCAGCCACCCGUCGCACUCGCCAAUCUCUCACGGGCUGACUCAGGUCCCUCCAAGUGCCGGUCAGCCGCCGCCGCCGACCUCCCAGCACCAGCAACCGCAGCAGCAGCAACAGCAACCCCAGCAGCAGCAACAGCAGCAACAGCAGCAGCAGCAGCAGCAGUCGACCAACAACAACAACAACAGCAAGCUGUCGGGCUCGGCUGCGGCGGCGGCGGCGGCGGCGGCGGACCGCGUGAAGCGUCCCAUGAACGCGUUCAUGGUCUGGUCGCGCGGCCAGCGGCGCAAGAUGGCCCAGGAGAACCCCAAGAUGCACAACUCGGAGAUCUCGAAGCGUCUGGGCGCCGAGUGGAAGCUGAUGAACGACACCGACAAGCGGCCGUUUAUCGACGAGGCCAAGAGGUUACGGGCGGUGCACAUGAAGGAGUACCCCGACUACAAGUACAGAUGCCGAAAAAGUCGAGCAAAUCCUAUUGGCGGCAGCGUGAAAUCAUUUCUGGGCCAUGCUCCCGAGACAGACAAGCCACGGAGGAAGACGAAGACCCUGUUGAAGAAGGACAAGUUUCCGCUGGGAGGAGGUCUGCUGCAGGCCGAUCCGUCCCGUUCUCAGGCUUCGGCAAUGACCCGGGAUAUGUACCAGAUGCCCAACGGAUACAUGCCCAACGGCUACCCGACGUACGACCCUGCGGCGUACCAGCAACACGCCGCCGCCUACGGCAGCUACAUGGCCAGUCCGUACAUGACGGCCGGCGGCCAGUACGAGAUGACCGGCCGGGGAUAUACGCCGCCCACCACCUCCAGCAUGGGCUACAUGAACGGAUCCAGCUACAACGUCAUGUAUACAAACAGCCCGAGUCCGUACAGCGGCAUGCAGAGCGGCAUGGGCUCCGGUCCGGCCAGCCUGCCGGCCCACUCGCCCAGCAGCAUGCGCUCGGACACCCCGCCGGCCGUGGGGCCCGCCUCCGCGGCGCCCAUGAAGCGCGAGUACGGCGCACCGCCGCAGCAGGGCGACCUCAGCAGCAUGAUCAACAUGUACCUGCCGGGCCAGGCGGCCGCCGAGCAGGCCGCCGCCGCCGCCGCCGCCGCCAAGUACGCCGCCGAGCACAAGUACAUGCCGCCCUACCACCACCAGAUGCAGGGUAGCCCCGAGGCGGCCGGUGUGGGCCUCCAGCAGACGGCCGCAGCUAUGUCGCUGGCGCACCACAUGUGAGCGGCCGACGACACGGGGCCGCCGCGCCCCUAGACAACACACGUGUGAUACAGGCCCUGAGCCCACGGCCCGGGACCGGCGCCGGGCCCUCGAGGAGGCCCCGGGUCCCGGGGUCCCGGGGCGGCAUCUCUCUCGGCAGAGAGGUCCCGGGCCAGUCCCCUAAAUGACCCGGAACCGUCCCGCCCUGCGCCCCAGUCCAGCACACCUGUUAAUGGGUUUUGUUGGACUGGUUCGGCGAGAGCCUCGACGAAGUUACUGUUAUUUGACUAUGUUUUUUCCACCAAUAGCAAAAGAACGGUGCAAAUUUUGCGGAGUACCUGUCAAUUUGCGUUACCGGGCUAGCUCUCCGCCUAAAUAUUUUGCCGAUCAUUUGUCCGCUCCCGAGCCAUAGUUUGACACCCAGCAGCGGGAUAUGUUCGGUAUCAGAUGCCGUAGAACCGCACCAGUAUUAUAGAAGCCGGCAGCGGCUGAGUCGAGGGGACACUGGGGCGGGCGGCGCGAGGCGCGAGACGCAGCACCGCAGCAAUCCCAGAGGCCAUACUGUGGACAGCAGGGUAAAUUAACUGACACACAGGUAGGCAGAGCGGUGUGAGCGAGAGAGCGAGAGCGAGAGAGAGAGAGAGAGAGAGAGAGAGAGAGAGAGAGAGAGAGAGAGUCGAGCGCGGGUGACUGGCGGACCGGUGUCGGAACAGGUCGUGAGUGUGAUGUGCCCUCUGUGGGGUUCGGUGUAUUCUGUGUUGUUUGUACAUGCCAUGUAUGAGUAUUUACGCACACACAAACACACAAACACACGCGCGAACACGCAUAUCAUCUGCGUCAAGAGGUGAGCUCGUAGGUAAUUAUGUGUACAUUAAGGUUUUGUAUCUACCCUCGCGGCCGAUUGAGCGUGUUCGGAUGAAAUUAGUAUGUGUUGCGUAUUGCUGUCGUGUGCCAAGUAAUUUAACGGUUUCAUUAUCGCGUUUGUUUCUCUCGUAUCAGUUGACAUACGUAACGCCGAGAUAGCUGUCUCUCGGACGAGACGUUGGCAGACGUUAGGACCUUCUAGUCGCUCUCCGCCGCUGUCUCUCGGUCGUCGCCGCUGACGGCGACUCUCAGUCUCUCUGGCUCCGCGCCGUUUGUGUUGCUGGGAAGGGCCACGCUGGCCGGUGGCCGACGUGUGUUGUUGUUGUUGUUGACGGAGCGGCCGUCUCUUGGAGCCCCGUCGGUCGGGCGGGCCGCGCGCCGGUCCGCCGAGCCGACCCGGUCUCCUGAUCUCAGCUGUCUCCCGGCCGAGUGCGUGUGACUGCGUGUGAGCACGAGCGCGUGCGCCGACAGCGCCCAGUGUUUAGUGUUGUGCUCUUCAUGUUACACUUUUGUCGGCCGCGGCGGGCGCCUGCCACCGCCUUACCUGUCCCACACUCACCACACAGACGCACGCGCGGCGCUCUCACAGGUCGGCUGUGGCCGGCCGGGGGCGCCGCGCUACCUCACCAUCGGGGGACGCGGACCGACGGGACGACCGUGGGAGCGGCGGCCGAACCCUCGGCCGGGGCGGUGACACGUAUAUAUGGAUGUUAUGUUUUGACACGGAAUCAAAGCACGCCGCCUUUUUCCUGCUCGGCUACGGUUUGUGAGUUCGUGAAUGUAAAUACUGCACAUAUGAUGCUGUUACUCUCCUGUAGGAUGGAUAUAAAAUACAAUUUAAAAUGAA